AUGAGUCGAUGGUCGGCUGGUUCUACACCUGGAAGUGUUAAACCAGUUUAUGGUGCAAGAUAUCCACCCCUUCAUGAGAAUAUUCCGACAAGUCCAAGUAGAUCAAUUGUUGAGCCACAACAUCGACAUACUAAAUUUCAGGAUUAUCAAAAUAGGUAGAUUAUUCGAUUUGAUUUUUAAAUAUACCAGAUUUCCGUUUUUUUUUCAUUAAAAAACAUAAAUGGUGGUCUAGGAAACCAAGUCUGAUGUUUCUAGGUUACAAAAAAUUCUGAGAAAUGUUUCCCCAAAAAAUUCCAAUAAAUAUUUUCUAGUGUCAGUGAUGCUUGGGAUACACGUGUAAAAGUUGAUGAAAGUCUGGCUUCCGCAUCGGCAGCAAAAGUGUUAGCCGCUCAUGCCGCUGGAAAGAAUCGCGAUGAAGAAAUUAUGCCACCCGUGAAUUCGGCACCCACAAAAAAUAGCAGACAACAGGCUCUUCAACGGCUGGCAAUACAGAAAGGUGAGAUUUUUUUUUUUGAAUUUUUGAAAAUCACAAAAAAUUAUCUCAAAUUUGUAAAAAUUUUCUACUCAAAAUUAAAAAAAAACACAAAAUUCGAGAAAAAUUAUUAAAAAAUUUCUUUUUGGGCAGUUCAAUAUGAAUUUGACAAAAAAUUUAUUUUCCAAUUUCUCUCACAAAAACAGUCCAUUUUUUCUUCCAGAACCUCUGCCUUCCUCAAUGUCUACAACUCCUCAAACCGGCAAUCCAAUCUAUCCAAAACUACCUGAAAUAUCCGAUCAACCAAGAUCAGCAGCUCCAGCAAUGUCUGCUCCACCACACGGAGGAGAUCGAGAUCAAACAAGAUUUGCUCGUUUGCGGCGACUUUUUUCGAAUGGAAAAUCGAGCGGAAGAAGUUCGCCACCAGUUGAUGUUGAUUUAGACAAAUUAAGAGAAGAUUGUUGGAUGGGAAUUCCGCAUAAAUUGAGACCACAAGCAUGGAGAUUAUUGUCGGUUAGUGAAAUUUGGAAAAAUAGCGGUUGAAAAACAUUCUAUGAACUGGGGAGUUCAGAAAAUGAAUUUUUAGUUUGAAAUAUUUUUAACACUUGGUUAUAUCUCAAAAAUUCAUAGAAAACUUGUAGAAAUUGCAUAUAACCCAGUUUGAAAAAUUCUAAAUUUGGAAUUUCAGAGUUUUUUAAAAUUCAUUCGAGAUUUAAAAAAUCCGCAUCAUUUUCCCAUGAAAAUUCCAAAUUAUCUCCCUAUUUCUAUUUUUUUAGGGUUAUCUUCCAACAAAUGCAGAACGUCGUGAAGUAACACUUCAAUGUAAACGUGACGAAUAUUGGCAUUAUGUCGAACAAUAUUUCCAUUCUCGUUUCGAAGACGGAAAUGCCGAAAUCUUUCGUCAAAUCAACAUUGAUAUUCCUCGAAUGUGUCCACUUAUUCCACUUUUCCAACAAAAAAUGGUGCAAGAAAUGUUCGAAAGAAUCCUUUAUAUUUGGGCAAUUCGUCAUCCCGGUUGUGGUUAUGUUCAAGGAAUCAAUGACCUAGUCACUCCAUUUUUUGUUGUAUUUCUCUCGGAAUUUAUUCCACAAGAUGUUGAAGUUGGAUCAUUUGAUGUAUCACAAUUGGAAUUGGAUCAAUGCCAAUUAAUUGAAGCUGAUUCAUUCUGGUGUGUUAGUGCACUUUUGGAUUCAAUUCAAGAUAAUUAUACAUUUGCACAACCUGGAAUUCAAAGAAAUGUUUUGAAAUUGAGACAUUUGAUGAGUCGAGUUGAUCGUAAGUGUCGAUUUUUGUGGCUAAAAAAUGUUAUCAAUUUUUGUUUCACAGGGCCACUUCAUAAACAUUUGGAAUCAAAUGGCGUCGAAUAUUUGCAAUUUUCUUUUAGAUGGAUGAAUAAUUUAUUGAUGCGCGAAAUUCCAUUGAGAGCAACUAUCAGACUCUGGGAUACUUAUUUGGUAAUUUAUCUUGAAUUUUUUUUUAUUUACUAAAAAAGAAUUAAAUUUUGCAGAGUGAACCUGUCGGAUUUUCGCAAUUCCAUAAUUAUGUUUGUGCCGCAUUUUUGAGAACAUGGUCAAAGCAGCUGCAAAAUGAGAAAGAUUUUCAGGUAAAUUUUGCGUGGGAAAAAGAUCGGGUUAUUAUUUAGCAAAAAAAAUUAGACUACACUCUAGUCUACCUUUUUUGAGGUCAUUCCAUCCCCAAUUUUGAAAAUUCAUUUUUUUUGAGUUUAGGAAAUUCAGGAUUUGAAAAAAAUUUAUUCUGCUAUCAAAAUUCUACAGUAACCCAAAAACAACAAUUUUGCAACAAAAAUGAUCUACGAUCGUUCUGUAUGUAUUGAAAAAAAAUAUCAAUUUAUUUUUUUUCGUUGAGAAAUGUGACCUUUCUCAGACAAUAACUUGAAAAAUGACUUGGUUCUACUAGAAACCAGAAAAAAAUCCAAUUUAAAACCCCUCUUUUUUUCCAGGGAAUCAUGAUAUUGUUGCAAAAUUUGCCCACACAAUCAUGGGGUGAUCGUGAAAUUUGCGAACUUACCGCCGACGCUUUUUCACUGCAAUCGGUUUUCGACGGCGCAAGUCGACAUUUAUCAGCACAAUCCGCUUCACCAUAA
Molecule: messenger RNA, 2576 nt
Organism: Caenorhabditis angaria
Lineage: Eukaryota; Metazoa; Nematoda; Chromadorea; Rhabditida; Rhabditidae
Source: the annotation of a GenBank genome assembly